Aspergillus bombycis is the source of this 1479-nucleotide messenger RNA. Its product is annotated as HMG-box domain-containing protein. The transcript has 3 exons. Gene Ontology annotation, biological process: regulation of transcription by RNA polymerase II. Bases 1 to 1479 code for a protein of 492 amino acids. Gene Ontology annotation, molecular function: DNA-binding transcription factor activity, RNA polymerase II-specific; RNA polymerase II cis-regulatory region sequence-specific DNA binding. Lineage: Eukaryota; Fungi; Ascomycota; Eurotiomycetes; Eurotiales; Aspergillaceae. Gene Ontology annotation, cellular component: nucleus. The record is from RefSeq and is a predicted model, not a curated record.
AUGGUUCGCGGUCAACUGCCCUCUCCGCCUCACUCAGACGGACAUCCCACUCCUGAACCUCACCGGGAAGGUUGCGGAAUCAUCCACCCAUUAUACGCACACGACGACAUACUAGGAGCCGGAAUGACCAUGGACCAUACACAGCAGGCUGUGGCUUUCGAAUCGUCAAAUCCCCCGCGGUAUCUUACCAAUAACGGUUACUUACAACAACCGAUGGCGACCCAUAGCAUUCAAGUCAACACACCACCAUCUACCUCAGAUGAGUGCAUUGUCUCGGAGCGGACUUCAUCGGCCUGGCCUCAAAGGCCUGCCAAUCGCGGAAAGGGAAAGAGUGGCAGAGGUAGUGGUGGUCGUAAGCCCAAAACACUGCACGCCAGAGAUGGCCCCUCGUUACCCGGCCCGUUGAGCGAGUUGACCAAGCAUCUGACCCAUGUCCCCAUCAGGGACAUGGAAAGCUGGGUACAUCGACCCAUUGAGGUUCGUCGCCAGGAAGUCACCAAAAAGAAUGGUAAAGUUGCCAGACCUAUGAAUUCCUUUAUGCUCUACCGCUCAGCAUAUACGGAGAGAACCAAGAAGUGGCUGAGCCAGAACAAUCAUCAAAUAGUGUCAGUGGCUGUGGGCCAUAGCUGGAAGAUGGAGCCACCAGAGAUUCGCAAUAAGUAUGAAGUCCUAGCGAACAUCGAAAAGAAGAACCAUGUCAAGGCGCAUCCCGGUUACAGGUUCUCUCCAAAGAAGGACCAUCGAAGAGGCGAUGACCGUCGCAACAGUCGCCUGGACCACACACCUGAUUCUAGUCCUGGCUUGGGACAGACCCCCCGUACGAUGAGCACAUCAGAAAUGGGAAGCGGAUGGGGCAGUCGCGACUCAACCCCUCUAGGUUUCAUGGAGCAUGGCCUGCCCACUGGUUAUCUCAGCUCUUCCUGGCAGACAACCAACCCCGGUAGGCCAGCCCCAGGCAUGCUACCUCCCUCGCCACCAGAGCCAACUCAGUACCUCCAGCAAUCAAUUCAUCAGAGCCUCAUGGGCUCCCAGGUGGAAGAUGUCCGCUUCAACCGAGUUGACAUGCAAGAUCUCCAGUAUUCUUCUUCAACGGCUUUGGCUGGCCUACCAGGUGCCACUCAUCAUGAACUUCUUCAGCCGCAGACCUCUGUUCCUACACCGGGAGCUGGUGCCGAUGGUCAACUAGAUCCACAGCUGCUUGGCUUCCAGGGCAAUCCGACCAAUGGCGGAGGGAGUCAACCCUAUGGCAAUACGCACUACCAUCCCAUCUGGCAAGACUCGCAUGCAAGCAACAACUACGCUGCAGCCUCGUCACUACCGCCGACCACGGUACCAUAUGUAGCUGGCGCGGCUUUCACGCCGGGCAUGCAACCGAUGAUGGAUGGUCGCGACGCGUGGGAGUCAAGCCAUGACGGGACCAUUGACACUUCCGGUACAGAGUUUGAACAUUGGAUCAAUCCUCAACCGGCUGCAUUUUAG